Brassica rapa (field mustard) is the source of this 1430-nucleotide messenger RNA. Its product is annotated as replication factor C subunit 4. The record is from RefSeq and is a predicted model, not a curated record. Lineage: Eukaryota; Viridiplantae; Streptophyta; Magnoliopsida; Brassicales; Brassicaceae. Gene Ontology annotation, biological process: DNA-templated DNA replication; DNA repair. Gene Ontology annotation, cellular component: nucleus; DNA replication factor C complex. Gene Ontology annotation, molecular function: ATP hydrolysis activity; DNA binding; DNA clamp loader activity.
CUAUGUAAUCUUUCCUAUAUCAUAAUUGUAAGAUCAUAAUAAAUCAACGUUAAAAAAAAAAAAAAAAACUGAACUCAUAAUAAACUAAUCAGAAUUGAAAACCAAAAAAAUCUGCUACAUGAACUUACUUGGUUUAAUUAACAGUCAAACCUUCUAACUCGCUUCGAGGGUUUAAGGCGGGAGCGGGAAAACGCCAUACAAGAAACUACAGAGAGAAGUCUCUCAGUGGCAGCGCCGGUAAAGCUUUAUUAUUGCAAAGGAGAGAGAGAGAGAGGAAUGGCGCCAGUUCUAGAGAGCAGCACACAGCCAUGGGUUGAGAAAUACCGGCCGAGGCAGGUGAAGGACGUGGCGCAUCAGGAGGAGGUGGUUCGUGUCCUCACCAACACUCUCGAGACUGCCAACUGUCCGCACAUGCUCUUUUAUGGACCCCCAGGCACGGGAAAGACCACUACUGCUCUUGCCAUCGCCCACCAGCUCUUUGGACCUGAGUUGUACAAGUCUAGGGUGUUGGAGCUGAAUGCUAGUGAUGACAGAGGGAUUAAUGUUGUUCGCACAAAGAUUAAGGAUUUUGCUGCUGUUGCUGUUGGCUCCAACAACCGUCAAGGCGGUUAUCCUUGCCCAUCGUUUAAGAUCAUUAUUCUCGAUGAGGCUGAUUCUAUGACGGAAGAUGCUCAGAACGCCUUGAGGCGCACAAUGGAAACUUACUCCAAAGUCACCAGAUUCUUUUUCAUCUGUAACUAUAUCAGCAGGAUCAUAGAACCUCUUGCUUCAAGAUGUGCAAAGUUCAGGUUCAAACCACUUUCUGAAGAAGUCAUGAGUAGCCGUAUAUUGCAUAUUUGUAAUGAAGAAGGUCUCAACCUUGGUGGAGAGGCUCUUUCAACUUUGAGUUCCAUAUCACAAGGUGAUCUCCGUAGAGCCAUCACGUAUCUGCAGAGUGGUGCUCGGUUGUUUGGAUCAACAAUAACUUCUAGAGAUUUACUCGAUGUGUCUGGGGUAGUUCCUCUGGAGGUAGUCGAGAGAUUUUUUACAGCAUGCAAAAGUGGUGAUUUCGAUAUUGCAAACAAGGAAGUGGACAACAUAGUUGCAGAAGGAUAUCCUGCAUCUCAAAUCACCAAUCAGUUAUUUGAUAUAGUUGUUGAGGCUGGUGAUGACAUAACAGACAAUCAAAAGGCUAAGAUCUGCAAAUGUCUAGGUAAAACAGAUAAGCAACUUGUAGAUGGUGCAGAUGAGUACCUGCAGCUUCUGGACGUGGCAAGCAAUACAAUUCGUGCACUCUCAGAAAUGUCCGAAGACUUUUAAAGCAAUAAUUUUCUGCUUUGCUUAUGUUGAGUUUUUAAGGGAUCUGACCUCUACCUUAUGAAUAAAUGCGACAAAAAGACAUGAUUUUUAUAAUGUUCGAUGAUAUGCCAAGACCAAUUAGAGAAAAAAAA